AGGUGCGCCCGUCAGACGUCUGCGUUUAUGCGACGAACGGAAUGGCGAGCGGUAAAAAGAAUCUCAUCUGGUCUCUAGCGGAUUAUACUGACGAUUCAGAGCCGGACUCCGACCAAGAACAAGAAGAUACAGGGGGGCGAGGAGUAGCCCUUGUUUAUGGCUAUGGAGAGGACGACCUGAACCGCACCGAGGAUGUGGAAGAGAAAGCAUCUGGAAAUGAAGACAGCCAGGACAGCAACUCGGAUGUGGACGAAUCAGACGAGGGGAGGCACGCAGAUGAUGUGGAGGCAUCAGAAGCUGAGAAGAAGGACCCCAAUGAGCUUGUUGCGCUUUUUUCAGAGAAAGUGAGGAACAUGUCCCCAGAUGAAAUCAGAAUCCCCCCCGAACCUGCCGGACGCUGCUCGAGUCAUCUACAGGAGAAGAUCUUCAAGCUGUAUGAGAGGAGAAUCCACGGAGACUUUGACACAAACAGCCACAUUCAGAAAAAAAAGGAGUUUAGAAACCCGAGUAUUUACGAAAAGCUCAUUCAGUUCUGUGGAAUUGAUGAACUGGGGACCAACUACCCCAAAGACAUGUUUGAUCCACAUGGCUGGUCAGAAGACUCCUAUUAUGAGGCUCUGGCCAAAGCUCAGAAAGUGGAGAUGGACAAGUUGGAGAAGGCCAAGAAGGAGCGAACUAAGAUCGAGUUCGUCACAGGAACUAAGAAAGGCACCAACGCCUCCAGCACAUCCGCCUCCACGACCAGCAGCAGUAGCACCACCACAGCCGCAGACGCCCAGAAGAGGAAAAGCAAGUGGGACUCGGCCAUCCCCGUCACCCUGGCUCAGCCCACCCUCAUCACCACUACAGCGACGCUCCCUGCAGUCGUGUCGGUGACCACCACAGCUAGCGGCACAAAGACCACGGUCAUCUCUGCAGUGGGAACCAUCUUAAAGAAAGCAAAGCAGUGAACUAUUGGACUUUAGGAGCAGAGCUUCUGCUGAGCAAGGACUAACCCAAAUCAUCACCAAGCCAAAGUCUAGUGGUGACAUCUCUAUAUCUGAUGCACAGUUUGUCAAAAGAUGUUUUUAUAUGAGGGAUACAGCUGAUUAUUUAAUACCACUUAAAGUCCUAAACAGACUGGUUGAAAUAUCUAAAAGUGUUUUUUUUCUCGAUUGUUGUAGUUAAAUGUCGUCAGGCUUUCUCUGUCUGCAAACAUUUUCUUUUUUGUGACAUAGUGAACGUUUUUCAGGUAUCCUGUAUUUUUUACACUUCUACAUACGCAUUGUUUGUAAGGAAAUAAAUGAGUCGGAUGCAACUUUUUAAUUUGAAUUUCUUUCUAUGCGAUGUUCCUGAUAAAAGUUGUACAGUUUUACUGUCUGCAGGGAAUAGGAGGCCAUGUUUAAACAGGAAGCGACUCUUCUUUUUUACCUCUUAUUUUGAACACAAACCUGAAUCUAGUCGUUGGACUGCUGGAUUUAAAGCCAGGUGGAGUGUUUGUUACCUAGCUUUAUGUUUACACUCAUUUUAUUACAUCAAUUCAGAUUUAGAGCUUGUGAUUUUAUUUAGAAUGUGUUUUCCUUAGAAACUGGAACUCUGGAUGUCUUACAAGAUUAAAUUCCAUUUAAAGUCGGAAAGUCUGCCUCAGGUGAUCCAAAUCCCGGAUGAGAUCGUAGCCUGGCUGAAUCAUUAAUGCGCAUCAGCUGAAUCAUACACACCUUUGGCUACAAGCUGUGACAGAAGCCAUCCAUUUGGUUCAGGGCAUGAGUGAAUGUUUGCGCUCUGCUUGUACCGUAACGUGUUUUUGCAGAGUCUGGAAUGCAGUACUGUCAAAAAAUUACAAAAAAAAAACCUAAAUCUCCAUCUCGCAGCAGUCAGGUACUCUUUGCUCUGGUGGUUUAGGUGUUAUCACAUGUCUUGCUCUGGAUAAAUCCCCGCCGUGCUAAAGUAAAGGCGAAACAUAAAAC
Cyprinodon variegatus (sheepshead minnow) is the source of this 1946-nucleotide messenger RNA. It is a transcript of the gene sap30bp, whose product is annotated as SAP30 binding protein. The record is from RefSeq and is a predicted model, not a curated record. NCBI's taxonomy places the organism in Eukaryota, Metazoa, Chordata, Actinopteri, Cyprinodontiformes, Cyprinodontidae. Gene Ontology annotation, cellular component: nucleus. Gene Ontology annotation, biological process: regulation of DNA-templated transcription. The transcript has 10 exons. Bases 42 to 950 code for a protein of 302 amino acids.